Triplophysa dalaica is the source of this 9817-nucleotide messenger RNA. RefSeq lists its product as uncharacterized. The coding region runs from base 7389 to 9356 and encodes 655 amino acids. Gene Ontology annotation, molecular function: nucleic acid binding. Lineage: Eukaryota; Metazoa; Chordata; Actinopteri; Cypriniformes; Nemacheilidae. The transcript is spliced from 4 exons. Gene Ontology annotation, biological process: DNA integration. The record is from RefSeq and is a predicted model, not a curated record.
AAUGCGGUUGUGUAAUGCAAGCAAGGCAGAACUUGCCUUUCACAUCAGCACAACCUGCAUGCUGGAGUAUUUAAAAUGAAACAUCCCGGAGAAUGAGCCGAAGAGAGGCGAGUGUUCUCAAUCUAGACCUAACUAACUAAUUUAGCGGUAAAUCUUUUUAUGAGAGAAUGCAAUAAUAGCAGUAAUGAUAAUAACAACAAUAAUCAUAUAAUUACACUUAUGUUUUUAUUUGUUUUGCAAAGUAAAAAGCUUUCAGUCAAGCCUGUUUUGAUUAUUAUAACACUAUUAGGUAUUACAUGAGAGGAAAAUGAUUAUAAGAGAGGGAAGUUAAGUGAUUGGAGUCUUAUAUCUUGACUUUAUUUUAAAAUAUUAUGUUUCUUGCUCUUUUUCAUUAACGCUUUCACCGACAUGAUUGAUGAUUUAUCUCGUCAUUUAAAAAAAACGGUUCCCCGCCAAACGAGUUAUAACGGCAAUCAGUGGUUAUACUGUUGUACAGCAGGUGGCGCUGUUACACACAUUUCGGGAAAAUACAGAAUCCCAGAACCUAAGUUUAUUUCUUAUCGGUUUUUAAUGAUUGUUCUGAGUGUAAUCUGUGCGGAAUCUUUGACAAAAAAAACCUUAUUGACUCAAAAUUAUCUUUUAAUCAAAGUGAUGCAUUUUUGAAGAAACCUACCCACAUCUAAGGAGUGAUAAAAAAGAUCUAAUCAAGAUUGAAGAAUACGGUUUCGUUUGUUUAAAAGCAGAGACUGUGUUCUUUCAUUGGACAUAUUGUUUGUCCAUAUAUUCUUUACAGAAAAUGUAGUGUGAGCCAUCAAAGUUUGGUUAAAAUGUAAAAAAAACACUGGCGUAGGCUGGCAACUUUUUUUUUAAAAGGCUGACGGGGAUAGAGUUAAACUGAAAUGCUGCUUAAUGCUUCUGUCAAGAGAUUUGUUUACAUUUUUAAAAAAAUGCCUCUAAUGUACCUGAUUUAUUUAUUUUUAUUUGUAUUUAAAAGUUUCUAGAGAGAGAGUAUUUGUGUGAUUCGAGUUGGACAGAAUCAGCAAACUUAAAGAGAGUAACCAGUUGGUUCAAGUUCAUUAAAGCAAAUUUCAAAAGCUGAAUUGAUUUUAUUCAUUACGUAAAUUAUCUAUAACUCAAUGUUUUAACUAGUUGCAAAAGCUGAAUAAUCAUUAAAAACGUACUGAUUAGUCAUCAAAAUAAUAGCCGAUUAGUCGAUUAAUCGAUCUAAUAAUCGUUAGAUUAGUCGACUAUCAAAAUAAUCCUUUGUUGCAGCCCUAUAUGCUGGUAACAUGUUUCGUUAUGGAUUCAUAUGAAGCAUUGCUACUUAAAAAGCCGUUUACACGUGUGUAUUUAAGUUUUCUGCAAUCCAUUAAAAUCUUUACUGUCAUGAUUCCGCUAUCAGGCCAUGUUUCUUCUUGUUCUUGCAGCGGAUUCAUGGCAUAGCCUUAAGUUAUGUGGAGGGAGAGAUAGUAGCGUAGUAAGAGUAGUGUAGUAAGAGUAGUGUAGUAAGAGUAGUGUAGUAAGAGUAGUGUAGUAAGAGUAGUGUAGUAAGAGUAGUUAAGUAAGAGUAGUUAAGUAAGAGUAGUUAAGUAAGAGUAGUUAAGUAAGUGUAGUUUAGUAAGUGUAGUUAAGUAAGUGUAGUUAAGUAAGUAAGUGUUUGUUUUCUUAGUUUAGUCAGUCUGUGUCCUUGUAUUAGUUAAUCGUUUUUACGGUCCUGUUUUCCCCCUCGUGGGUUUUGGUUUGUCCUCUUGUAGUGUCAUUUUUGUAUAUUAAAUAUCCUGUUCAACCCCGUCCGUGUGUUCUGCCUGCAUUUGGGUACUUCCCCUCCCAGUUUCAUGACACUCUACGAUGGCAAAAUUAAAAUGUUGGGUGUGAAAUGAGAUUUUUUGCAUUUGCCUCCUAAACUUUGGAAAGAAAUUGUCACAUAAUGCAUAAUAUAAUUUUAUACUUCAAUUAUAUUAGACAAAAUUCUAACGUUUUUUCUUCAGAAAUGUUAUGAACAGCAGCGACGCUAACUUUUCUUCAUUUGCUUUCUGUUUCAUCUCGGGGUGACAAUCCGGCGGUAUUCUGAGAUAAUGCCUGCUCAAGUUUGGAUCUCUAUGAAUCCUUAAAGAAGACUACAGACGACCCAACACAUGUGGAGAGAUGAUUCCAACCCCUGUGCUGACUUCAGAUGACAAAGAUCAACAGCAUGAGAAUGUGGAGGCAUGCAUAGAUGUAUCGCUGGUGAAUAAGCAGGAGGAACCAGAGGUUAAUAUAGAGAUGAAGAGCAAUGGAGACGUCAACAGAGAAUCAGGACGAGCCGAUCGUGCUUCUUCACUUCCGUCUGCGGACAACUGCCAUGCAUGUAAAUACUUCACAGGACAUCAGAAGGGGAUCAAAUGUGUGUAUAAAGUCAAAUAAAAGGUUUAAAAACACACUUAAUAAUCUGUUUGUUGUCUGAAGAAUUAGGCCUACUGUAAUGACCACCUGCUCUGCUUUUGUUUUAUUGGAAGGCGCCACUAGAGGGUGCCAGGGAAAUUAAGGGUAAAGUUGCAGAGCAGCACUAAGUUUAUUUUAAAUAUGUAAUUUAGUUUCCCCUUUUUUGGUAAUAGCGAGACGAGGUAUGUUUUAUUCAUUUUGCAUUUAAUGCUAUUGUGUUUAUUUCCUAUUUUGAUGAUGGAAGUAAUUCUGUUUGAGUUUAAUUAUGUUAUGUUUCUUUUGUAUAGUUUUACGGUGAUAAAAGCAACAUGGCUGAAUAAAACUGCUAACACCCGUCAUAACUCUCUGCCUAAUAUUUCGAAUGCCAAAGGGGCAGCUACAGUAAAACUCUACCGCUCCUGUUUCAUCGCGUGAGUGCAACGGGACGCUGCAUCUGCUUUCAUCGCAACGCUGCUGUUCCACGUGUGGGUGACGCGACGCGGCAUUUGAGGCUUUCACAGCAUCGCCGCUGUUUCUCCGUGCGAGUGUGACGCGAAGCAUUGUUGGAAGCUUUCACCGCAUUGCUGCUGUUUCAUCACGUGAGCAAAGGAUUAAUCGUGACAUCUGACGGCCAACGUGUAACUGUGUGCACCAUAGAUAAGUCAACAGCAAGGUUACACUCUAUUGCUUCAAAGAAUUACACUUCAUAUGGAGAAAGGGAAAGAUAAGUGAAUCAAAGCAAAUACGGUAUCUUGUUUUUUGUGUGAUUGUAUUGAAAUUUGGGACACUUGACAAUUUAAAUGCCUUUGAGAUUUUACUGUGAAACUCAAAGAUUAUAAAUUGUUAAAUUUGCAUACGGAACUACAGAUUAUAUCCAACCUUAAUGAUAUGGUGUAUUCACUGCAUGUAUACGAUAUAUAUAUAUAUGUAUGUAUGUUGAACAGGAAAUUUGCCUUAUUGCUGUCUGCUAAACAUUUGAGUGUCUAAACCAAAGAUGUCUGAUGCGAGUGGGUCACAGCUCUUUAACUCUGAAAAGAAAGUGGAAGACACAAUUAAGCAAUUAACAGUGUCAGUAAGUCAAAUCCCUACCUCCACAGAGGAAUUAAGUGUUUCACCCAGAGAGCAACGUGUCAGAUCAAGUUCACGUAAGGGAAGUUUGACAGAGAAGGGCCUAGAAAUGCAAAGUCAAAAGGCGAAGAAGCAUGAGAAAGCCUUUUACAAGGCUUAUGACUCUUGGAAACAGACGGCUAAGGAAUCUAGGUCUAAAUUAAAAACCCUGUGCUCACUGGAGGAUCUUGAAAGUCUCCAAAGACACAUUCAGUGCAAACUUGAUGCAGUUAGCCAGUGUUACACUCCUUUGUUACGUAAUCAGACUACAACUCCGGAUAUUGUUAAAGGGAUUGAUGCCUGUACUACACUUACUGCCGAAAUCUGUGAUUUGGUGAGCAGACGAAUGGAAACCAUUGAUGAGAGCCCUAAUGAAAAGGUUGUGAAAGAGAGAGCAAGACAAAUCCUAAACAAAGACGAGUUUGAAUCCAUCUUUGGUUGUACAAACACAGAUACUGUGUUUCAGAGCCGUCAAGUGCAGAGAGCCAGUCAAGGAUUUCCUCCAGGGUUUCCAGUAAGAGGGCUGACGCAGAAGCAGAACUUGCUGCCAAAGUUGAGCAAGCUACGGCCAUGCAACAAAUUCAUAAGCAGCAAGAAAAUUAUGCCAAAUGGAGAAUGACUGGAAGAUUAAAGAAGCUAGAAUGCUAACAGAGAUGAAAGAAAGGGAAACAGUAAUGUGCCUAAGAAUAGAGCAAGAGAGAAAAAAGUUGGAGAGGUUGAACGCCGAGAAGGAAGUCAAAGUCGCAGCAGCUCGCAUGAGGGUGUACAAUGAUGUCGAGAGCUAUCCUGAAGAGUUCGAGGAGGGCAGAGUUACUGAAACUGACAUCAAACCCCAGCUUAAUCCUGAGGUAGAGUCAUUUCAUCCUCAGCAAACAGUUCCUGAGGUGCUUACUGCUCAAGAGUCAGUGAACGUAGUACAAGCAUUAGUGAACUCUCUAAGUAUAAGUCGAUUGCCUAUUCCAGAGCCCGCGACUUUCAGUGGUGAUCCUUUGAAAUUCAUUGAUUGGAAAUUGUCCUUUACGACACUCAUCGACCGUAAAUUAAUUCCAGCAGGGGAAAAGAUGUUCUACUUGAAAACAUAUCUUUGUGGUGAAGCACGGAAGGCAGUUGAAGGAUUCUUUUAUCGUAAUUCUGAAGAUGCGUAUAAGGGAGCCUGGAAGGUUCUCGAAGAACGGUAUGGAAAUCCCUUCAUUGUCCAAAGAGCCUUUCGCGAAAAGCUCAUGAAGUGGCCUAAGGUAGGAGGGAAUGACCCUGCGUCACUGCGGGAGUUCAGUGAUUUUCUACAGGGCUGUGUAGAAGCCAUCCCACACGUGAAGGGUUUAUCCAUUCUAAACGACUGCGAGGAGAACUACAAACUUCUCAAAAAAUUACCAGAUUGGAUAGUGCGAAACUGGAAUAAGAUUGUGGUUGACGAAUUGGACUCGUCCGGGGACUACCCAAGUUUUAAGCGAUUUUCAGAGUUUUUGCAAAAGGAAGCUAAGCUAGUCUGUAACCCGGUUACCUCUUCACUGCUCAUGAGUGCUAAAGUUUCUGACGAGAGAUACCCCAAAAGAGCUAAAGCUUUCCAUACAAGAGUGCAAGUUAAGGGUUCAACACAAAGGACACCUGAAGUUCAACAAUGUCCUGUUUGCAAAGGUGAAGCGCACAACAUUGCUAAAUGUCCCAUCUUCGCAGUAAAAUCCAUAGAUGACAAAAGAUCUUUCAUUCGGGAGAACCACCUCUGUUUUGGAUGUUUGAAGAAGGGGCACAUCACCAAAAAUUGCAAAAGACGACACACGUGUGGUACGUGUGGCCUACGCCACCCAACUUGCUUACAUGAAGAACGAGACAAAAACAAUGUGAGGACACUAAAGUCAAAUCCUUAUGUAGAACACUCAAGUCAAGAAAUACAAACUGUUAUGUCUCAUGCCUUGACCCAACAUGCUUCUGCAACCUCUAGUAUUGUUCCUGUCUUCAUCUCGCUGCAGAGGAUCCCCAAAAUGAAAUUCUUACAUAUGCGCUACUGAAACUCAGAGCGAUACGACUUUCUAUUUAAAGGAUUUCCUUGAUGAGCUACAUGUAAACUGUGAAGAAGUGAAGUUGAGGCUUAGCACUAUGACUACUACUGAUACACUCACUACCAGUCACAAGAUCAGAGGCCUAAGGGUCAGAGGACUGCAAAGUGAGAAAUGCAUUCAGGUUCCACAAGCCUAUACUUGCGAUUUUAUUCCAGUGGACAAGGCUUACAUACCAACUAAGAAGACAGCAUCGCAAUGGCCUCACCUCAAGCACAUAGCCCAUGAGAUACCUCCUCUUCAGAGCUGUGACAUAGGGAUGUUGAUCGGAUACGAUUGUCCUUCAGCUUUAGCUCCUUUAGAGGUUUUCACUGGCGGUGACAACGAGCCCUUUGCCCAGAAAACAAGUAUAGGAUGGAGCAUCAUAGGUCGUUGUAAUACUCAUCUUGACAGGCAAGGUAACCAAAGCUUUGUGCAUUGAGUUUCAGUGAAAGAAGUGUCAGUCCCAUCUGCAAACGAUGUCCUAAAGGUAUUAGAGUCAGACUUUAAUGAGAAGCAUCCGGAGGACAAACAUGUGUCUCAAGAAGACAUCCGGUUCAAACGUCUUCUCAGUGAUAACGUUCAGCACAAAGAGGAUGGACAUUACCAGCUGCCCCUUCCCUUCAAGAGUAGCAGCGCUCCUUUACUCCCCAACAACAAAAAGCUUGCCAUGGCACGACUACAGCACCUAAAGAAAAGACUGAAGAACAACCAAGAGUAUUAUGAAAGUUACAAAACCUUCAUGCAGGAAAUGUUCAACAAAGGAGAAGCGGAACCAGCUCCUACACUUUCUGAGGAUGAAAUAGCAUGGUACAUUCCCCAUCAUGGAUUUUACCACCCUCAAAAGCCAGGCAAGUUGAGAGUGGUGUUCGAUUGCUCUGCAAGAUUUUGUGGUGUUUCCCUUAAUGACAUACUCCUUACUGGCCCAGACUUGAUUAACUCCUUGGUGGGAGUCCUUUUCCGUUUCAGGAGAGAAACAGUCGCUGUGACAUGCGACAUUGAAAAGAUGUUCCAUCAAUUCUUUGUUCCCCCCGAGGAAAGAAAUUAUCUGAGAUUCUUAUGGUGGGAGGACGGAGAUCUGGGAAGAGAACCGCGAGAAUACAGAAUGGCCGUACAUCUUUUCGGCGCAGCUUGGUCUCCUGGAUGCGCCAAUUUUGGCAUUAAAUACUUGGCAGAGCAAUACAAGUCACAGUAUCCCACAGCUGCAUCUUUCAUUCAGAAAAACUUCUACGUGGACGAUGGCCUGAUGUCUGUUCCUUCGAUUCAGAAAGCUGAGAAGCUAAUUGUUGAAGCCCAAACAUUGUGCAAGCGUGGAGGCUUACGUCUUCAUAAGUUCAGCUCUAAUAAAAAGGAGGCUUUACAUUGUGUAGAUCCAUCUGAAUGGGCAAUACCCACCAAACCGCUCAAUCUCCAUCCUGAGGCAACAGGAUGUGUUCUUGGCAUUCAGUGGGCUGUGAAGGAUGAUACGUUUAGAUUUGAUGUCAAACUGAAAGACCACCCUUCAACUCGUCGUGGAAUCCUGUCUGUCACUGCUUCCUUGUAUGACCCUCUGGGGUUUCUUUCCCCAUUCUUUCUGAAAGGAAAGAUAAUUCUUCAGGAGCUCUGCCGCAGAAACAUUGGUUGGGACAACCCCCUUCCAGAGGACAUAAUCCCAUGGUGGGAGAAGUGGAAGAGUAGUCUUCAUGAGCUGAAGCAUAUCAGCAUUCCGAGAUGUUACCACCCACCAACCUUUGGUACAAUCAUUAGAACAGAACUGCACCACUUUCAGAUGCAAGCAAUCGAGGUUAUGGUGCAUGCUCUUAUCUUAGGUUCAAGAAUGAAAGGGAUGAGGUACACUGCAGUCUAGUAAUGGCCAAGGCUAGAGUUACUCCCACAAAAACUCAGAGUAUUCCAAGAUUGGAAUUGUCUGCAGCUGUUGUUUCAGCAAAAUUGAGUGCUAUGUUAAAGACCGAACUGGAGAUGAAGAUUAAUCAGGAAUUCUUUUGGACUGAUUCCCAGGUUGUGUUGGCAUAUGUCAAAAAUGAAGCCACAAGAUUUCAUGUGUUUGUUGCAAAUCGCAUACAGUUAAUCAGGAGAAUCACAGAUGUAAGCCAGUGGUAUUAUGUCAACACUUCUAAGAAUCCCGCCGAUCAUGCCUCCAGGGGCCUUUAUGCCUCAGACAUAUCCACAACUUUUUGGCUGUCAGGACCAGAGUUCCUAUGGGAACCAGAAGUUCUUUCAACGACCCACUUCUCAAAUGAUUUACUCGUUGGAGAUCCUGAGGUCAGAUUAACUCAAACCUUCGCAACCAAAGUCAGUGAUAGUUCGGACUUGCUUAGCCGAUUCAAUCGUUUUUCCUCUUGGAUAACACACAUCAAAGUUGUUGCUAGAAUAAAGAGGCUUGUUUCAGCACGGAAAUACCCCAAUGACAUCAUCACCGUGGAAGAAUGUGAAAGAGCUUCAGAGGCUGUGAUUAAGAUUGUCCAACAGGAAGCUUUCUCCCAAGACAUUAGGGUGAUUCAAGGAAGAAAUGUUCUUCAGAGCACAAGUGCACUUUUCUCCCUUGAUCCCAUCAUGAAGAGAGGUCUUCUUUGUGUAGGUGGAAGAUUGAAACAGUCUUCUCUGAGUGAAGAGUUAAAACACCCAGUGAUUCUGCCAAAAGACAGCCACAUAGUUAAACUUAUUUUGGCCCAUUAUCAUGCCAAGGUCUGUCAUCAGGGACGCUAUAUGACACUCAUGGAGCUCAGAGCAAACGGAUUCUGGGUUAUCGGUGGUAGUAGAUCUGUUGCUAAAUUGAUUCAAGGAUGUGUCCAAUGCCGUAAACUCAGGCGGCCAACAGAAGAACAGCAAAUGGCUGAGCUGCCCAAGGAACGGGUCGAAGCCUCUGCACCUUUCCUCUACACUGGCAUGGAUUGCUUUGGUCCGUUUAGUGUAAAAAGGUUUCGGAAAGAGCACAAGAGGUAUGGAAUCAUUUUCACCUGCCUUUCAUCACGAGCGGUUCACAUUGAAAUGCUCGAAGAUCUGUCAACAGACACAUUUAUCAAUGCCUUGAGAUGCUUCAUUAGUCUCAGAGGAGCCGUUCGGCAACUUUUCUGUGACUGUGGAACGAACUUCGUAGGAGCUAGAAAUGAGCUUGGAAAUGCUCUCAAAGAGUGUGAUGUCAAGAGUCUGGAGUUGUUUCACAAUGAAAAACAAUGUGAAUUUGUCUUCAAUGCUCCCUCAGCAAGUCACACAGGAGGGGUCUGGGAGCGCCAAAUAAGGUCUGUUCGCAGUGUGCUUAAUGCCACACUUUCUCAAUGUCCAGGUAGACUUGACGACUCAUCUCUGAGAACAUUGUUUUAUGAGGCAAUGGCUAUCAUCAACAGUCGUCCAUUGACAAUAGAUGGAAUAAAUAAUCCCAAAUCUCUGGAACCUUUAACCCCAAACCAUCUCAUUCUGAUGAAGUCCAAAAUUGCUCUUCCUCCUCCUGGGAAAUUUCAAAGGGAAGAUAUGUAUGCUUCAAAGAGGUGGCGUAGGGUUCAAUACCUAAUUGAGCAGUUCUGGAGCCGCUGGAAAAGAGAAUAUCUCUUGAACAUUUCUACAAGGCAGAAGUGGCACGUUCCACGUAGAAACCUCAGCGUCAAUGACAUAGUCAUUAUUAAGGAGGACAUGCUGCCAAGAAGUCGGUGGCAGUUAGGUAGAAUCGUUGAAGUCACUCAGGGGAGUGAUGGUUUAGUGCGACGAGUUAAGAUUCAAACUGGUGAGCAAAAACCAACGAGUAAACAAGAGCCGCACUCCAAGCCUACUAUUAUUGAGCGACCAAUUCAAAAGUUGGUGGUUCUGCUUGCGAGUGAGUGAUUUGUCAAACGGUGACACUCUUGUAUCAGACACUUUCUGAAGGUGAUAUAUCAAUGCAUUAUACAUUUUUGUUUGAGCAGUCAUUCAGGUUUAAAAUCAUGUAUCAUUUAUUUAAUUGUUUUGUUGUGUUGUGUUAACACAUUAACAUGAUUGGUGGGAGUGUAAUGACCACCUGCUCUGCUUUUGUUUUAUUGGAAGGCGCCACUAGAGGGCGCCAGGGAAAUUAAGGGUAAAGUUGCAGCACCAUAGAAGAAGUGUCUCACGUGCAUCGCAUAAUCUCACAUCAGAGCAGCACUAAGUUUAUUUUAAAUAUGUAAUUUAGUUUCCCCUUUUUUGGUAAUAGCGAGACGAGGUAUGUUAUAUUCAUUUUGCAUUUAAUGCUACUGUGUUUAUUUCCUAUUUUGAUGAUGGAAGUAAUUCUGUUUGAGUUUAAUUAUGUUAUGUUUCUUUUGUAUAGUUUU